Messenger RNA from Mya arenaria, 1573 nucleotides. RefSeq names its product protein MAK16 homolog. NCBI's taxonomy places the organism in Eukaryota, Metazoa, Mollusca, Bivalvia, Myida, Myidae. The coding region runs from base 117 to 1007 and encodes 296 amino acids. The record is from RefSeq and is a predicted model, not a curated record. Gene Ontology annotation, biological process: maturation of 5.8S rRNA; maturation of LSU-rRNA. The transcript is spliced from 9 exons. Gene Ontology annotation, cellular component: preribosome, large subunit precursor; nucleolus.
AUAAUUUGCAGUUUUUUCACUGUUCCAUGUGUCAAAGAGGAAAGUUACAAAUAUUGACUUGUUAAGAAUAACUUUAGGGAUUGAAUUAAAGAUAAAGGAAAAAUUAAAUUGGGAAAAUGCAGCAUGAUGAUGUUAUAUGGAGCAUUAUCAACGGAUCCUUUUGUUCCUUUAAAACAAGAGCAAAGAAUACCCAGAAGUUUUGCAGAAAUGAAUUCAAUUUGACAGGGCUGUGCAAUAGGUCGUCAUGCCCCCUGGCUAACAGUCAGUAUGCGACAAUUAGGGAGGAAAAUGGCGUCUGUUUCCUGUACAUGAAGGUUGUAGAGCGGGCUGCGUUUCCACGGCGACUUUGGGAGAAGGUGAAACUGUCCCGCAGCUAUGAAAAGGCACUCAAACAGAUAGAUGAAAACCUGGUGUACUGGCCCAAAUAUGUCAAACACAAAUGCAAGCAGCGUUUUACAAAGAUCACGCAGUAUUUGAUCAGAAUUCGCAAACUGACAUUAAAGAGACAAAAGAAGCUGGUUCCAUUGAGUCGGAAGGUCGAGCGUCGGGAGAGACGUCGGGAGGAGAAGGCUCUCGUGGCUGCACAGCUAGACAACGCCAUCGAGAAAGAGCUGCUGGAGAGGCUAAAACAAGGAACUUACAAGGACAUCUACAACUUCCCACAGAAGGCGUUUGAGAACGUGGUGGAGGGGGAGGAGGUGGAUGUGGAGAGUGGCUCUGAGGAGGAGGACGAAGGCGAGCCAGAGAGUGAGAGUGAAAUGGAGGAGGAGUCUGACUCUGGAGAAAUGGAGUAUGUUGAGGAUGAGCUGGAGGAGAGUGACAUGGACGAUAUGGAGGACAUGGACCGUCUCCAGGGCGACAGUGACAGUUCCGAGGAGUCCAGCGAGGAUGACCAGCGUCCAUCCACAUCUCGAGCCAAACCACGCAAACCCAGGCGGAAAGUGGAGAUCGAGUACGAACACGAGACCGAGGACCUUUCAAGGACUAAACUUAAGACUAAGACGUGAAUGUGGAGCGUUUUUUUUAUCAGUUGUUGGUUUUAUGUAUUAUACAUGUACAUGUACAUUUUGGCGGUAGUUAUAAAACUUCUUAAUUAAGUCAUCUCCUAACUUAAGUCACUUUCCUUAUUUUAGUAUCUAUUUAGUCAUAUGAAGUAAGGAAUUUUCUAAAUACAUUAUUUUCAUUGACCUUAUUGAAAAAAAUAUACUUAAAUGUUAAAAACAGUUAUACAUUUCUUUUAAUUUGACUAUGAAGAUUUUAAGAAAAUGACUUGACUAAGGAAAUGACUUGACUAAGGAAAUGACUUGACUAAGAAAAUCACUUGACUAAGGAAAUGACUUAAGGAAAUGACUUGACUAAGGAAAUGACUUGACUAAGGAAAUGACUUGACUAAGGAAAUGACUUGACUAAGAAAAUGACUUGACUAAGGAAAUGACUUGACUAAGGAAAUGACUUGACUAAGGAAAUGACUAGACUGAGGAAAUGACUUAAGAUGCUUAGUGAAUACAGCCCCUGUUCUCUACACUGAUUGAAUGAUGAAUACAACUAAUAAAUAUAGUUAAUGUUAAAUGAA